GGCAUCUCACGGACCGCCGCCAUCGCCGCCGCAUGGCCGCGGCGAAGGCCAUCGGCUCCGCGGUGUUCAGGAGCAACCAGGAGCUCACGUCGCUAGCGCGCUCGGGCCAGCUGGCCGCCGCGCGCCGCCUGUUCGAGGAGAUGCCCCGCCGCAACGUGGUCUCCUACAACGCGAUGAUCUCCGCGCUGGGCCGCCACGGUCGCCUCGACGAGGCGCGAAGGCUGUUCGACGAGAUGCCACGCCGCAACCUCGUGUCCUGGAACGCGAUGAUGGCGGCGUGCUCUGAGCACGGCCGUGUCGAGGAUGCACGAGUGCUGUUCGACGCAAUGCCCACUCGGGACGAAUUCUCCUGGACAAUCAUGGUCUCCUGCUAUGCACGGGCGGGCGAGCUUGCUCUCGCGAGGGAGGUGCUCGACCGCAUGCCUUUUCCUGGGGAGAAGUGCGUGGCGAGCUACAACGCCAUGAUCUCUGGGUAUGCCAAGAACGGCAGGUUGGACGAUGCAGUCAAAUUGUUGUGGGAGAUGCCGGCCCCGGAUCUUGUUUCUUGGAACUCAGUUCUGUCUGGGCUCAUCCGGAGUGAGGAAAUGUCUCGAUCGGUGCAGUUCUUCAACGAGAUGCCAGAGAAGGACUUAGUUUCCUGGAACUUGAUGCUAGAGGGGUAUGUGCGUUCUGGGGAUUUGGAAUUGGCCAAUGCAUUCUUUGCGAGGAUCCCCUCACCUAAUGUUGUUUCUUGGGUGAACUUGCUCAAUGGGUAUUGUCAGUCAGGAAGGAUGGGUGAGGCAAGAGAAUUGUUUAAAAGAAUUCCUGAGCGUAAUGUUGUGUCUUGGAAUGUGCUGCUUGCUGGGUACGUGCAGCUUAGUCACAUGGAGGAGGCCUAUAAGCUGUUUAUGGAGAUGCCAGAUAAGAAUUCAAUCUCAUGGACAACGAUGGUGAGUGGUUAUGUACGUGCUGGGAGGCUCCAAGAAGCAAAGGAUGUGCUCAGCAAGAUGCCUUUCGACAGUGUCGCACCAAAGACUGCACUGAUGAAUGGCUAUUUGCAAAGCAGACUGAUCGAUGAGGCCCGCCAACUAUUUGAUGGAAUUGGGGCUCGAGAUGCAGUGUGCUGGAAUACAAUCAUAUCAGGAUAUGUCCAUUGUGGUAUGCUUGAUGAGGCCAUGGUGUUGUUCCAGCAAAUGCCGAACAAGGAUAUGGUUUCUUGGAACACCAUGAUUGCUGGCUAUGCUCAGGAUGGACAAAUUCGCAAGGCAGCCAGUGUUUUCAGGAAAAUGAAUAGAAGAAACACAGUAUCAUGGAAUUCAAUUAUCUCUGGAUUUGUUCAAAAUGGUCUCUUUGUUGAAGCACUGCAGUAUUUUAUGCUUAUGAGAAGGGAUGCAAGAAGUGCUGACUGGUCUACAUAUGCAAGUUGUCUUAGCGCAUGUGCGAAUUUGGCUUAUUUGCAUGUCGGGAGGCAAUUCCACAGUCUUCUUGUCAGAAGUGGGUUUAUCAGUGAUUCUUUUCCUGGGAAUGCCUUGAUUUCUGCCUAUGCAAAAUGUGGAAGGAUGUUGGAAGCAAGACAAGUCUUUGAUGAGAUGGUAGGACAGGACAUCGUUUCAUGGAAUGCGCUCAUUGAUGGCUAUGCUUCUAAUGGUAAUGGGGUUGAGGCAAUUGCAGUAUUCCGGGAAAUGGAAGAUAAUGGUGUCAGACCUGACGAGGUUACAUUGGUAUGUGUGUUAUCGGCAUGCAGUCAUGCUGGGUUAAUUGAUGAAGGAUUGCAUUUCUUCAAUUCGAUUAUAAAAAUGUACUCUUUAGAGCCUGUGGCUGAGCACUAUGCCUGCAUGGUUGAUCUUCUUGGAAGAGCUGGGAGUCUAAGAGAGGCAUUUGAACUUAUUCAGGGAAUGCAGAUCCAACCAAAUGCUGGUAUCUGGGGAGCAUUGCUUGGAGCAUGCCGCGUACACAAGAACCACGAGCUAGCAUGGCUUGCAGCUGAGAAGUUAUUUGAAUUGGAACCUUGCAAGACCUCAAAUUAUGUGAUGCUGUCAAACAUCUGUGUGGAGGCAGGAAAGUGGGACGAUGCUGACAAGGUGAGGGUUUUGAUGAAAGAGAGGUGUGUACACAAGCCACCUGGAUUAGCUGGAUCAACAUAGACUGUACUCUUCUAUAUAGCAAGGAAUGACAAGGCUGAGCCCAUCAGCAGCAGGGAGCAUGUGCAGGGAAGUCAGCUGCAGCAACAACAAGAAGGGUGACCUCAUCAUGCUAGUGCAAGCUCGGUGGAACUGAAGUGGGAGCCCGCAAGCAGCAUAAGAACAAAAGGGAAACUUAUCAGCUCCUCAAUCAAAAUAUUACAAAGUUCCAAUAUUUAUAUCAGCGACAAACGGUUGGAUGACCAUGAUUUUGGAAUUAAGAUGGCAUCUCACCUGGAGCAACUGCUGGUGCCUGCAUUUGAACUCCAUUCAGAUACAAGUAGAAGCAUAUUCAUGAAUGAUUUGUCAGGUAAGUUCAGAGCCACUCCAAAGGUUCUGUGCAACAUAUCUUCAGGCCGCUUACAAUUUUCUUGCAAAUGGCGAGUUGGGUGGAUAUGUGUCGCCAUCAUACGACAAGCUGAGGACAGCUCUUCUACAAGAGGAGAGGGCCAAUGUUGCCAAGCUGCUUGAACCUCUCAGGACUUUAUGGGGCUUAAAAGGGGAGGCCCACUAUCCUCAUGUCAUGAAAACUUCAUGAAUGAAGUUGUUAGUGAGAACCAAACACAAAAUAAGAUGAUGGAGAUCCUAAUGGUAAGAAUAAUUUUGCCUUCUUGGAAUCUUGGAUUGCAUGGCCACAUGGCUAAGGAAUGAUUUCCUUUUCAAUAUUGAACCAUACAAUAGUUUGUAGUAUUUCACUAGCUACAAAAUCUAGUAUUUUUCAAUCAUUAAGUUUCCACUGCGUUACAGUUCAACUCUGUUCUGUUCAGUUUUUGUGAUAUAAAUCGCAGUAUUUUAGUUAAUUCAUUUAUUUUGUACUAACAUAUGGAAACGCCAGUUCUCCCCCACUUAGCACUUGGCAGAUACAUAAGUUUAGC
This is a messenger RNA of Oryza brachyantha (malo sina), 3034 nucleotides long. RefSeq names its product pentatricopeptide repeat-containing protein At4g02750-like. Lineage: Eukaryota; Viridiplantae; Streptophyta; Magnoliopsida; Poales; Poaceae. The coding region runs from base 33 to 2123 and encodes 696 amino acids. Gene Ontology annotation, biological process: RNA modification. The transcript has 5 exons. The record is from RefSeq and is a predicted model, not a curated record. Gene Ontology annotation, molecular function: RNA binding; protein binding.